Molecule: messenger RNA, 1165 nt
Organism: Photinus pyralis (common eastern firefly)
Lineage: Eukaryota; Metazoa; Arthropoda; Insecta; Coleoptera; Lampyridae
Gene: Cpsf5
Product: cleavage and polyadenylation specificity factor subunit 5
Exons: 5
Coding region: 187-915 (242 amino acids)
Cellular component (GO): mRNA cleavage factor complex
Molecular function (GO): mRNA binding
Source: RefSeq, a predicted model, not a curated record
UAGUUGUGGCAGCGACAGCUCACUCCGAGUUCGGCCAUUGUGUUAUGUAGCGUCUCUCAGUCUGUGUAUUUAUGAAUUCAAUUGGUACUUGGGCAAUAAAGAAAAGUGUAUUAAUUGUACAAUUUUGACUUAGUGUUUGUAAUUAACGACACAAAGAGCUACUAAGAUUGGAAGAUUUACCGUGAAAUGGCCAUGACGUCCACACAAGUGAAACAACAACAAACCGGAAUGGCGGGCACAGGCACGGGAUGGCCACGAAGAAAUAGCCAAAAUGCAAACGCGACGACAACAUCUUUCGAUAGCAAGUAUCCCGCACCGUCCACAGCAAUCAACCGUAUCAUAAACUUGUAUCCCCUGACGAAUUACACAUUCGGAACGAAAGAGCCACUUUUUGAAAAGGACCCAAGUGUACCCGCCCGAUUUCAAAGGAUGCGCGACGAAUUUGAACGCAUCGGCAUGAGACGAAGUGUCGAAGGCGUUUUACUGGUCCACGAACAUGGAUUACCUCACGUUCUCUUAUUACAAUUGGGAACCACCUUCUUUAAACUACCAGGUGGUGAAUUAAACCCUGGCGAAGAUGAGGUGGAAGGCUUGAAACGGUUACUGACCGAGACUUUGGGAAGGCAAGAUGGCGUUAAGCAAGAUUGGCUUAUCGAAGAUAUUAUCGGCAACUGGUGGAGGCCGAACUUCGAACCGCCUCAGUAUCCUUACAUUCCGCCACACAUAACCAAACCAAAGGAACAUAAGAGAUUAUUCCUCGUCCAGUUGCAGGAGAAGGCGUUUUUCGCAGUUCCGAAAAACUAUAAAUUAGUGGCGGCGCCUCUAUUUGAACUUUAUGACAAUUCCCAAGGCUACGGGCCGAUCAUUUCGUCUUUACCUCAGGCACUGUGCAGAUUUCAAUUUAUCUACAUGUGAGGGUUGCUGAACAGUGAGUGACUGGUGUUCAAUUCGACGUUUGCGUAUCUCAGAUUUGCAAUCAAAAUAGACUUAGACAUUGUAAUUUUACCUAUCAUUCAGUGAGGACUUGACGCAUGUAAUAAAAACGUGAAGUUUUUAUAUAUUUCAUUUAUUAGGUUGUAUAAAUAUAAGUGAUAUUAAUGCUAAUUACUAUUUGAUUAGGUGUUCUAAUUCUUAUACUGGUAGGAAUACAAAGUACAAAAUCAAA